AUGCUGUUGUCACUGCAUCAUCAUGUGGCUCAUCCAAGCAACUAUCAUUUCAUUCUGGAUGAACCUGAUAAAUGUAGUCCGAUUCAGUUUCUGGUCUUGAUGGUUCCUGUGGCCCCUCAACAGGUAGAUGCUCGUAAUGCCAUCCGGAGCACAUGGGGGAAUGAAAGCUCAGUCCAGGGAAAAGCAGUGCUGACUCUGUUCUUGGUGGGUUUGACUCGAGGACCUGAAGCUCAACAGCAGCUGGAGGAAGAGAGCCGACAACACAGAGAUUUAGUGCAGAGCAACUUUGUGGACUCCUACUUCAACCUGACCAUAAAGACAAUGGUGAUCAUGGACUGGUUGGCCACUCGUUGCCCUCAAGCGAUUUUUAGUAUGAAGGUUGAUUCUGACAUGUACAUAAACGUGGAGAACCUGAUGAGCCUGCUAUUGGCACCUAACACACCCAGACAGAACUACAUUACAGGAUUUUUGAUGUGGAACCAGAAUGUCAUUAGAGACAAAAAAUCAAAGUAUUAUGUCUCAGAGGAGCUGUACCCCGAAUCAAAAUACCCCACGUAUGUGUUGGGAGUAGGAUAUGUGUUCUCCAACGAUCUUCCCAAAAAAAUAGUUGAGGCUUCCAAGGACAUGAAGCCUUUUAACAUAGAGGACGCGUAUGUGGGCACUUGUCUGAAACGGUUGGGCAUAAAACCUUCACGGGCUCCAGAUCCUUCUCAGUUUCGGACCUAUAUGAAGGAUUCUAAAGGUCACAACCUUUCCAAGGUCAUUACAACAAUCGCAAGGUCACCAAAGCAAAUAAUAGAGUUCUGGCAAAAAGUAAAAAGACACAAAUGAACAGAUAAACCAGCACACAAGGAACAGGGAUGAGCAAAAUUAAAAGCCAACACGCUCUGUGAAUGAA
Sinocyclocheilus grahami is the source of this 898-nucleotide messenger RNA. Its product is annotated as beta-1,3-galactosyltransferase 2-like. The coding region runs from base 1 to 831 and encodes 276 amino acids. Gene Ontology annotation, biological process: protein O-linked glycosylation. Gene Ontology annotation, molecular function: N-acetyl-beta-D-glucosaminide beta-(1,3)-galactosyltransferase activity. The record is from RefSeq and is a predicted model, not a curated record. Gene Ontology annotation, cellular component: Golgi membrane. Lineage: Eukaryota; Metazoa; Chordata; Actinopteri; Cypriniformes; Cyprinidae. The transcript is spliced from 2 exons.